AUGGGUAGUUUUCGUCGUGUCCGCUGGUCGAACUUGUUAGAGCGACUUUUUCUCCCAAGGUCUCUUUUUGGCUUGUGUAGUCUUCGUGUUGGCUGCGAGGUAAUUGUUUGGUUUGCUAUCAUAAACAAAUUAUCUGGUCUUUAUGGAAUUGUAUCUUUAUUUCAAAGCUCUGCCAUUUCUGCUUGGCAGAUUUUCAUGUAUAUGACUUCUAUUUUUACCUUGGUCCUUUUUUCUUGGUUAGCCGUUUACAUUCCAAAGGACAGCGUACCACAUGCCCUUAUCUUGUUUUAUUCCUAUGCACUCGACUUUUUUUUAAAUGUCGCCUUCACCGUCUUGUUUGCGUUGAGUUGGUUUGCUAAAGUACUGAUUUCUUCUCAAUCAGCUAAAGGUGUGCCGGAAUCCGAACAGCCAACGAGUCUUUGGGCUGUGUUUUUUGAAGCGGAAUCUAUUCCUUCUUUACUUUUACUCACCUUUUUCACCUCUUUAAAGCUGUAUUUUACUUUAAUCACCCUUUCCUACUCUAAUAAAUUAAUCGUCGACUCUGGAAUCCGACCUCAAUCUCUGCCAAGCUCCUUCAUGGGUCGUUUAACCCGUAUUUUGAUGAAACCUUACAUUUUCGCUGCUAAUCGCACUUACUUAAGGAAUCAUGCUAAUCGCUUCUUAGAAAAUAUUGAGCUUCAACAACGUCUGAUGGAUGAAGUUGUUUAG
Schizosaccharomyces osmophilus is the source of this 708-nucleotide messenger RNA. It is a transcript of the gene kei1, whose product is annotated as inositol phoshorylceramide synthase regulatory subunit Kei1. The transcript has 4 exons. Gene Ontology annotation, biological process: inositol phosphoceramide metabolic process. Gene Ontology annotation, molecular function: inositol phosphoceramide synthase regulator activity. The record is from RefSeq and is a predicted model, not a curated record. The coding region runs from base 1 to 708 and encodes 235 amino acids. Lineage: Eukaryota; Fungi; Ascomycota; Schizosaccharomycetes; Schizosaccharomycetales; Schizosaccharomycetaceae. Gene Ontology annotation, cellular component: inositol phosphoceramide synthase complex; Golgi membrane.